AACUGGGUCCCAGCGCCGCUGUGCCUGCGGCUGCCUCAGCGAAGGCUCCCGCCUCCCCACCCCCCUUCCCGGGGCUCCUUCCCGCCCGCCGCCGUGGAGACCCAGACCGAGGGUGAGGAGGACGGUGGAGCCGGGCCGAGACCGCUCCCCUGACCCCGCCGCUGGAGCAUCGUCCGGAGGGAUUGGCCCAGGGCGAGACCCGCAGCCCAAGCGCGGCGCGCACACGCGCGCCCCGCGCCACCGCCGUCCUCUCCUUCCACCCUCCCUCCCUCCCCUCCCUUGACCUCCCCUCCGCCCCCCAGCCUCCGCUGCGGCUGGAGGAAGAACGCUUUCCGACCAGCUAGGGGAGCCCGUAUCGUUUCCCAUUCGAGGAAAAAGAAGAGACCCCGCGCUCGGAACAGACCGGCCGCUCGCCCCGGGGCCUCGGAAGUGGCUCGCCGCCUGCGGGAGAGCCCGCGCCCAGCUCAGCCUCCCGAACCUCACCCGGCCGCUGCGGCGUAGACAGCGCUCCCCAGCGGGCCCCCGGCCCCGCCAAGCCCACUCCCCGCGCGGGGCCCGGGCCGGCGAUGCCUGGCACGGCAGCGGCGGUGGCCACGGCUGCUGCUGGUGCUGCCACUGCUGCCACGGCUGCUGGCCCGGGCCCGGGCCGGGGGCUCCAGGCUCCGCAGUGGGGCUGAGCCCGCAGCCCCGCCCCCCGAGCCUGAAGCCGCUUCUCCGCGGGGCGCCGGGCCUCCUCCGCCCGCGCCUCCGCCCCAGGAGCUGGAGCCAAGCGGGGAGCCCGGGCCCCGCGCCCAGGCCCGGACCAUGCAUGGCCACCGAGUCCCGGGGGGCGCCGGGCCUUCUGAACCUGAACACCCGAGCGCGAACCCCCCCGGCGCCGCUCCACCGGCCUAUGCUGACUCGGACCCUGGAGUCUUGGAUCCCGGACUGUGGGUGCCCAGGGGCUCAGGCUCGGCUCUCGGCGGCCCCCUGGAUCCCCAGCUUUCUGGACCCUCAGACGCCAUCCUGGGCGCUGCUCCAGGCCCGCGGGUCUUGCCCUGUGGCCCCAGUCCACAGCACCACCGGGCCCUGCGCUUCUCCUACCACCUGGAGGGCUCGCAGCCCCGGCCUGGGAUGCACCAGGGAAAUCGGAUCCUGGUUAAAAGUUUAUCCCUUGACCCUGGCCAGAGCCUUGAGCCUCAUCCAGAAGGUCCCCAGCGGCUUCGCUCAGACCCCGGGCCCCCCACUGAAACCCCCAGCCAGCGGCCUUCGCCACUGAAGCGGGCACCAGGCCCAAAGCCACAGGUCCCCCCGAAGCCCAGCUACCUGCAGAAUCCCCGGAUGCCCCCUCCACCUGAGCCCAUCCCCCCUCCACCAUCACGACCACUGCCUGCAGACCCUCGAGUGGCCAAGGGCCUAGCCCCCAGGGCAGAAGUCAGCCCCAGUUCUGCAGCAGUAUCCUCACUGAUUGAGAAAUUUGAAAGAGAGCCUGUGAUUGUCGCCUCGGAUAGGCCAGCCCCUGGCCCCAGCCCAGGUCCCACAGAGCCAGCCAUGUUGCCACAGCCACCCCCGCAACCACCAGUGCCCCAGCUCCCUGAGGGUGAGGCGUCCCGCUGCCUGUUCCUGCUGGCUCCUGGGCCCCGGGACGGCGAGAAGGUGCCCAACCGAGACAGCGGAAUUGACAGCAUCAGCUCACCAUCCAACAGCGAGGAGACGUGCUUCGUCAGUGAUGACGGGCCCCCCAGCCACAGCCUCUGCCCCGGGCCCCCUGCCCUGGCCAGUGUCCCUGUUGCUUUGGCUGACCCCCACCGGCCCAGCUCCCAGGAGGUUGAUAGUGACCUGGAGGAGGAAGACGACGAGGAGGAGGAUGAGAAGGACAGAGAAAUCCCAGUGCCCCCGAUGGAGAGACAGGAGUCUGUGGAGUUGACCGUGCAGCAGAAGGUGUUCCACAUUGCCAAUGAGCUCCUGCAAACUGAGAAGGCCUAUGUUUCCAGGCUCCAUCUCCUGGAUCAGGUGUUCUGUGCCCGGCUGCUGGAAGAAGCUCGGAACCGCAGUUCUUUCCCGGCCGACGUUGUCCACGGCAUCUUCUCUAACAUCUGCUCCAUCUAUUGCUUCCACCAGCAGUUCCUGCUGCCUGAGUUAGAGAAGCGCAUGGAAGAAUGGGACCGCUACCCACGCAUCGGAGACAUCCUCCAAAAGCUGGCACCCUUCCUCAAGAUGUAUGGCGAGUAUGUGAAGAACUUUGACCGGGCCGUGGAGCUGGUCAACACCUGGACAGAGAGGUCCACCCAGUUUAAAGUGAUCAUCCAUGAGGUGCAGAAGGAGGAAGCCUGUGGCAACCUGACAUUGCAACACCACAUGCUGGAGCCCGUGCAGCGCAUCCCCCGCUACGAGCUGCUUCUCAAGGACUAUCUCUUAAAGCUGCCCCAUGGCUCCCCAGACAGCAAGGACGCCCAAAAGUCUCUGGAGCUGAUAGCCACCGCAGCAGAGCACUCCAACGCUGCCAUCCGAAAAAUGGAGCGAAUGCACAAGCUGCUGAAAGUAUAUGAGCUGCUAGGGGGUGAGGAAGACAUUGUCAGCCCCACUAAAGAACUCAUAAAAGAAGGCCACAUCCUUAAGCUGUCAGCGAAGAAUGGGACCACUCAAGACCGAUACCUCAUAUUAUUCAAUGACCGCCUCCUUUACUGCGUGCCCAGGCUGCGGCUCCUUGGCCAGAAGUUUAGCGUGCGGGCACGCAUUGAUGUAGAUGGCAUGGAGCUCAAGGAAAGCUCCAACCUCAAUCUGCCUCGGACCUUCCUGGUGUCAGGAAAGCAGCGUUCCCUGGAGCUCCAGGCCAGGACUGAGGAGGAGAAGAAAGACUGGGUCCAGGCCAUCAACUCCACCCUCCUGAAGCAUGAACAGACGCUGGAGACCUUCAAACUGUUGAACUCAACAAACAGGGAAGAUGAAGACACACCCCCUCACUCUCCAAACGUGGAUCUUGGGAAACGGGCACCUACACCCAUCCGAGAAAAGGAAGUUACCAUGUGCAUGCGCUGCCAGGAGCCCUUCAAUUCCAUCACCAAGCGCAGGCACCACUGCAAGGCCUGCGGGCAUGUGGUUUGUGGGAAGUGCUCUGAAUUCCGGGCCCGCCUCAUCUAUGACAACAACCGCUCCAACCGUGUGUGCACUGACUGCUACGUGGCCUUGCACGGGGUUCCUGGGAGCAGCCCAGCCUGCAGCCAGCAUACACCCCAGCGCCGGAGGUCCAUCCUGGAGAAACAGGCGUCGGUGGCUGCGGAGAACAGCAUCAUCUGCAGCUUCCUGCACUACAUGGAGAAGGGUGGGAAAGGCUGGCACAAGGCAUGGUUUGUGGUCCCUGAGAAUGAACCCUUGGUGCUGUACAUCUAUGGAGCCCCUCAGGAUGUAAAAGCCCAACGCAGCCUGCCCCUCAUUGGCUUUGAAGUGGGGCCUCCUGAGGCAGGGGAGCGGCCUGACAGACGCCACGUGUUCAAGAUCACCCAAAGCCACCUGAGCUGGUACUUCAGCCCUGAGACAGAGGAGCUGCAGCAGCGCUGGAUGGCCGUGCUUGGCCGGGCAGGCCGUGGGGACACGUUCUGCCCAGGGCCCACACUGUCUGAGGACAGGGAGGUGGAGGCGGCACCGGUGGCAGCUUCAGGAGCCACUGCUGGAGCCUCCGAAGCCCCCCAGACCCGAGACAAGACCUAGAGGGUUUGGGGGGAACUGGGGCCCCCUGCCCCACACUAGCUGCCCAUGUCCAAUUGGGGGCCCCAACCCCCUCCCUCCCAGCUCAGUCAAUACUUGAAUUCCCAUCAUGGGCACUUUCAAUCCAGAAUGCUGGGUCUUGGGUUUUUUUAAUUCAUCUUUUCACAAAAUGUGGGCUUUUAAAAGAAAUAUUCCUACAGUGAUGUUAAUUUUUUUUAAUCCCUGUCCCCAGGGAGGGUGGGAGCUGUUACUAGACCUGCCUGAAUUAGGCCAUUCCCCCCCACCCCCGAUCCCCUCAAUAUCCUACAGAGCCUGCCUCCACCCAAUUCCCCCAAAGCACCAGAGGCAGGAGACCUGGGUUCGAGUGCCAGCUCUGUCACUGGCCCACCCCUGCCCCCUCAACCAGUGUCUUCACAUGUAUGAUGCUACAUGGGGUGGUGCCCAGACCCCUCCUGCCUUCCCAUGGCUUACAGCUUCUACCCAGUCCCAAGGCUACCCAAUAUUUUAUCGUCCAGACCCAUGGCAGGGCCACCGGGCAGGACAGGGGAAGGGGGGAGGGGGGGAGAACAAUGGAUACUCUGUUUCGUUUUGUUUUUAAAGAAAAUACAGUUUAUUUCAGGCUUACAG
Molecule: messenger RNA, 4311 nt
Organism: Rhinolophus ferrumequinum (greater horseshoe bat)
Lineage: Eukaryota; Metazoa; Chordata; Mammalia; Chiroptera; Rhinolophidae
Gene: FGD1
Product: FYVE, RhoGEF and PH domain containing 1
Exons: 18
Coding region: 805-3687 (960 amino acids)
Biological process (GO): filopodium assembly; cytoskeleton organization
Cellular component (GO): cytoplasm
Molecular function (GO): metal ion binding; guanyl-nucleotide exchange factor activity
Source: RefSeq, a predicted model, not a curated record